UCAUGAUUGCACAUUUAAGAGCCUUCUGUCUUUUUCCCCUUCUCCUAGCCAGCUUUGUGCAAACAGAUUCCAAUCAGGAGAAGAUGAAGAUGGAUUGUUACAAAGAUGUGAAAGGCACCAUCUAUGACUAUGGGGCCCACACUCUUAAUGGAAAGGAACACAUUUCGUUCAAGAAGUAUGUGGGCAAGCAUGUCCUCUUUGUCAACGUGGCCACCUACUGUGGUCUGACAGUUCAAUAUCCUGAACUAAAUGCUCUUCAGGAGGAGCUGAAGCCCUUCGGCCUAGUUGUGCUGGGCUUUCCUUGCAACCAAUUUGGAAAGCAAGAACCAGGAGAGAACACAGAGAUUCUUCCUGGGCUCAAGUAUGUCCGUCCAGGGGGAGGAUUUGUUCCUAAUUUCCAGCUUUUUGAGAAAGGGAAUGUGAAUGGUGAGAAAGAACAGAAAGUCUUCACCUUCUUGAAGCAUUCCUGUCCUCACCCCUCUGAGAUUUUGGGCUCAUUCACAUAUAUUUCCUGGGAACCCAUAAAAGUUCAUGACAUUCGUUGGAACUUUGAAAAGUUUUUGGUGGGGCCUGAUGGAGUCCCUGUCAUGCGCUGGUCCCACUGGACUGCAGUAAGCAUAGUCAAAUCAGAUAUCCUGGAGUACCUGAAGCAAUUCAAAACUACAUAG
Messenger RNA from Carlito syrichta (Philippine tarsier), 668 nucleotides. It is a transcript of the gene GPX5, whose product is annotated as glutathione peroxidase 5. The coding region runs from base 3 to 668 and encodes 221 amino acids. Gene Ontology annotation, biological process: response to oxidative stress. NCBI's taxonomy places the organism in Eukaryota, Metazoa, Chordata, Mammalia, Primates, Tarsiidae. The transcript is spliced from 5 exons. Gene Ontology annotation, molecular function: glutathione peroxidase activity. The record is from RefSeq and is a predicted model, not a curated record.